CCUUCCCACCGAGUUCGGUUGGCCUUUCCUUUAUAUAAAGCGCACCGGGAUUUUCAGAAGAAUCACAUUCAGCCAUCAAGACUGAACAAUGGUUAACAUGAGCUAUCACCCAUUUUUACUAAAAUACCUAUACUAUCCUAAUCCGAGAGAGUCGAGACGACGAACAAAUAAAAGAAAAAGGAUUCAUUGGGACACGUUAUCUUCAACAACAAAUUGGCAGACUUGAUUAAGCAAGGCUUACUCAAGGUCCAGUGAGCGCCGCGUGGCCGAGCAUCUGUACGUUGAGCUGAGACUGACUGCUGCUGAGUGGCGACAUGACAGCCGAGUGGCUCCACCUGCCGCCGCCGUACCCCCCCGGCGUGGGCCCGCUGUGUGGUGCAGAGUUGGAGGCGUGGUACGAGGACCUGCAGGACAUCCUGGGCUCCGACGCGGGCGGGGCCAAGCUGGCACGCUCUGCCCCGCAGUACGCCGAGGAGCCUGAGUUCCUGGAUGUCCUGGAGAGCUGCUCGCUCACCUGGCUGACGGACGGAGGCCAGACGUGGGCCGAGGGCGUCCAGCGAGUCACCGAGGAGAUCCACACCGCCCAGCCUCUCCACCACGGCUCCACAUCCACCUCCUCCUCAUCUUCCUCCUCCUCCUCCUCCUCCUCCGCCCCCUGCCUGAGCCCGACCGCGGAGGAGCGGCGGUCCGGCGGCGGCGGCGGUGGCGGGGGCGAGGGCCGGCGAGGCGGGGACAGCGACCUGCUCCCCCCGGAGUUCUUCGAGCUGCUGAGCGAGGGAGGGGUGGGGAUGGUGGAUUCGAGCGGCGCGGUGGUCGGCGGUGGCUACCACCAUCACCACCACCACCAGCACCUCAACGACCACCAACACCUCCACCAACACCCCAGCCAGACCCACGCCCAAAACCCCGCCUCGCCGUCCGCCAGCGAAGACGAUCUCCCGUGCGUCCCGGCCUCCCCCUCCUGCUCCUCCUCCUGCGACGACGGCGACUCCUCCUCCUCGUCGGCGCCCCCGUCCCCGGCCCCGAACGGUUCGGCCCCCUCAUCGCCGGCCCCCUCGCCGUCGGUCUACACGCCGUCCGCGGCCGCCCCUCAGCGCCUGGGAAAGCGCCGGAGGAGCAGCAGCGGCGGCGACGGGAGCGGCGCCCCCAACGCCUACGUCUCCUCCUCGUCCUCCUCCAGUCCCCGCUUCUUCUCCUCCUCCUCCUCGUCCGCCACAACCAACAACAACAACAACAACAACACGUCCUCCUCCUCUUCCUCCUCGCCGUCCUCCGCCGCCGCCAAGAAGAGCCGGAAGGAGCGUGAGCAGGAGAACGAGAGGAAGGUGCAGGAGCUGACGGAGCAGAACGAGCGGCUGAAGUCGGAGAUCGACCGGCUGGGCGAGGAGGUGCAGAGGACGCGGCGCGCGCUGAUAGAGCGGCUGGUCAACACCAGGAAGUGAUGCGUUGGGUAGGGGAAGGGGCGACGCGCUCGCUAAGGUAGGCCAGGUUCUGGAUCCGGGAUCGGGCGGGAAAAACGCUGGCGGGGCUUGUAGGGUGUCUUUUGAAAUGCAUCCGUCGACACGACGAAGGUUGAAACCAAAGACUUGUUUUGUUUUUGUUCCAAAAUGAAGGUAACCGGAGAGAGAUAGUGAUGUUAGGAAAGAAUGAUGAAAGUGGUCGAGGGAAGAGGGCUGCAGCGGCAUUGCGGCAAAUGGAGAGAGAGAGAGAGAGAGAGAGAUGGAGAGAGAGAGAGGGAAAGACUGCAUGCAAGGAAACGAGAGGUUAAACUUUGAAGGGAAAACGAUGCAAUGCUUCUGAUAAGUGCAUUUAGAUUGUGAAAAAAAAAAAUACAAUCAAUUUCCAAUUGAAGCGUUGCAAAAUUCAGCACGUGCAAAAGCCUUAGUGUCUUGUAUAAAAGCAACGGAACCGAAGUUGAGGUUGGGUUGAUAGAGGAUGUAGAGAAUGCAUUUCAUUUCCACCAUCUUGCAAUAAAUUGUAAUACAUUGGUUAAGGGCUACAACCUGGCUCAAAGAGAUUACUUUCCCCAUAAUUAUGAGAAUUAAAAGGAGCUCAGGAAAAGUUGAAGUACUCAGUGAAGGCGGUUUUUUGUGGAAGAUAAAUUCCUUAUUUUGUUUUUUAGUAACCCCUUGUGUGUAAGUGUGUUUGCAUUUUAUUUGAGUAGGACCCAGCUAUACUUUCUAUGCUGACCUUUUUAUAUACAAUUAUUAGUAGAAUUCCUGUGCAUUACUCAAUCCCGAUUUACUAUUUUUAUAUAAUCUUGUAUGAUAUCUAAUUGUAAUGUAACACACUGUAAUUAAGAUAUCCCCUUUACCUAUUCCUUGUAGUCACUAAGAUGGUGAACUGCAGCCUUACUUGCAUGGUGUUUUGUAAUGACUUCUUAUGUCUUUUACCAUUGCCAAGUUUGGUUUCAUGUAAUCUUUUCUUUUGCAAUAAAAACAAUUCAAUUGU
Molecule: messenger RNA, 2451 nt
Organism: Gadus morhua (Atlantic cod)
Lineage: Eukaryota; Metazoa; Chordata; Actinopteri; Gadiformes; Gadidae
Gene: ddit3
Product: DNA-damage-inducible transcript 3
Exons: 4
Coding region: 315-1442 (375 amino acids)
Biological process (GO): ER overload response; intrinsic apoptotic signaling pathway in response to endoplasmic reticulum stress; negative regulation of transcription by RNA polymerase II
Cellular component (GO): CHOP-ATF3 complex; CHOP-C/EBP complex; cytoplasm
Molecular function (GO): transcription factor binding; DNA-binding transcription activator activity, RNA polymerase II-specific; RNA polymerase II cis-regulatory region sequence-specific DNA binding
Source: RefSeq, a predicted model, not a curated record